Danio aesculapii is the source of this 960-nucleotide messenger RNA. It is a transcript of the gene ela3l, whose product is annotated as elastase 3 like. Gene Ontology annotation, molecular function: serine-type endopeptidase activity. Bases 68 to 877 code for a protein of 269 amino acids. The transcript has 8 exons. The record is from RefSeq and is a predicted model, not a curated record. Gene Ontology annotation, biological process: proteolysis. Lineage: Eukaryota; Metazoa; Chordata; Actinopteri; Cypriniformes; Danionidae.
GAAUGUGACAUCACAGAUAGAGAGGGUUUAAAAGCGAUCGAUGCUAGUGUUGUGGACCUGAGUCAACAUGUUCACCCUCAUCCUAGCAUCAGUGCUCAUCGCCAGCGCCUUUGGGUGUGGAAAACCACCCAUCGAGCCUCUCGUGUCUCGUGUGGUCAAUGGAGAGGAAGCAAGACCACAUAGCUGGCCCUGGCAGGUCUCUCUGCAGUAUCAGAGUGGAAGCUCAUUUUACCACACCUGCGGGGGAUCUAUCAUUGCUGAAAACUGGGUGAUGACUGCUGCUCACUGCAUCAGUUCUGGCCGCAACUACAGAGUGCUAAUUGGCAAGCAUGACCUGUCAGUAAAUGAGGAAGGAUCCAAGACUAUCAGCGCACAGAAGAUUAUUGUGCAUGAGAAAUGGAACUCAAUGUUUGUUGCUCUUGGAAACGACAUUGCCCUGAUCAAGUUGUCUGAGCCUGUGACACUGAGUGAUACUAUUCAGUUGGGCUGUGUUCCUGCUCCUGGCGACGUUCUCCCAAACAACUACCCUUGCUAUAUUACAGGCUGGGGAAGACUCUCCACUGGUGGUGCUCUUCCUGACAGACUUCAGCAGGCACUGAUGCCAGCUGUGGAUCACGCCACCUGCUCCAGGUUUGACUGGUGGGGCUCCAGUGUCAAGGAGACCAUGGUCUGCGCUGGUGGAGACGGUGUUGUCGCUGGAUGCAAUGGAGACUCCGGCGGUCCUCUGAACUGCAAGAACUCCGACGGCAUCUGGGAGGUCCAUGGAAUUGCCAGCUUUGUUUCUGGUUUGGGCUGUAACACUAUUAGGAAGCCUACUGUUUUCACCCGUGUGUCUUCUUUCACUGACUGGAUCGACAAGGUCAUGAUGAACAACUAAGAAGAAACAAGGAUGUCAUUAUAUUAAUACCACAAAACCAACACACAGAGAAGAAAGUAAAUAAAAACAUAAUGACUCAACAA